Messenger RNA from Camelina sativa (false flax), 1470 nucleotides. Its product is annotated as LOB domain-containing protein 1. Lineage: Eukaryota; Viridiplantae; Streptophyta; Magnoliopsida; Brassicales; Brassicaceae. The record is from RefSeq and is a predicted model, not a curated record.
UUAUUAUUAUAAUGCAUCAUGAACUUAUACAAUUCAUGAAAUAUCUAGUUAAAGUUAUAAAUUUAAAAACCUAUCGAAUUAUAUUGUCAAAACCAAGGCACAUUGCUAUAUAUACUCAUAGACUGUACAUUGUAAGAAAUAUACUUAUAGUAUUAUUCUUAACUUACAUAGUCUAGCAUUACCAAAAAAAAAAAAAACCGUUGACCAUCUUAAAAAAAAAAAGAUUUUACAAGUGCAAAUUAUCUACUUCAAUAUAACUAAAGAUAAAAAUAUGAAAGAUAACAAAGAGAAAAUAGCAAUUUUCAGUGAUUUGGAACCUCUUGAAUCUUUUCUUGGAUCUUCAUAUUCAGAAAGACUAUUAUAGAAGGUAAGACAAAGAGUAGAAUACCAAUGGACUACUAAUGAUUUUUUAAGAGCUAGAUAUUGAAAUAAUACGUACGUAAGGAGAAAAAUCUAAGAGGAGAAGAAAAUUAAAAGUGCCAAAGUCAAGCAAACCGUUGAAUCAUGAAAGCGUGGAGGAAUUUAGUAGCCACCGUAAUGUGGAAACAUGUUUUAACUUUCAACCAAAAAAGAAAUAUUGACGUCAGAAGUCGAGAUUGUGUUGUCAGGGUGGUCACUUCCUUCAUUACAUCAUUUUGUGUCUCUCCCUUAUAUAUACACUUCUCUUGCUAUUUUCACCACCAAAAAGCACUUCACCUCUCAAAGACUCUACUUACACAUUUGUCACUUCUUCCCUCAUAAUUCACAAUUUGAUCGAUUAAAAACAUUAGACCUUAGUAGAUAUGGAGAGUAAUGGUGACGCUUCUGCCGCUACCACUCCAAUCAUCUCUUCUUCAUCUUCUCCUCCACCACCGCUUUCACCGCGGGUGGUGCUCAGCCCAUGCGCCGCUUGCAAAAUCCUAAGGCGGCGUUGCGCAGAGAAAUGCGUUUUGGCACCGUACUUCCCUCCAACGGAUCCAGCCAAGUUCACCAUCGCCCACCGUGUCUUUGGAGCCAGCAACAUCAUUAAGUUCUUGCAGGAGCUUCCAGAAUCACAAAGAACUGAUGCGGUAAAAAGUAUGGUGUAUGAAGCGGAAGCAAGAAUAAGAGAUCCGGUGUAUGGAAGUGCGGGUGCCAUAUACAAUCUACAAAGACAAGUGAGUGAACUCCAAGCAGAGCUUGCAAAAGCUCAGGUGGAGAUGGUGAAUAUGCAACUUCAAAGAUCAAAUUUACUGGAGUUGAUUUAUAAUAACAUGGAGCAAGUACAGAAACAAGAACAAGAUAAUAUGUCUUUUGAGAGCAAUGAUUUGGGAUUCCUUGAAGACAACUCCAACACCAACACAUCAAUGUUGUGGUGUGAUCCUCUUUGGACCUGAUGAAUUUUGACUACUUCACUUAAAAUCCCUCUCUAGUACUUUUCUUUACGCAGGAUUAGCACACAAAAAUCAAAAUUGUAUAAUAUAUAUAUGGAUAAAUUUUUCAGACAAUUCA